AUGGCCUACCAAGGCCUGGAAAGUGUCAAGCAGCAGUUCCUUUCGAUAACAUCCCACAUCGACGUCUGCAAGAAACAAGGACGAGAUCCGAAACUCGACCGGUACAGCAUUGUCUUCCAGGGAAACCUGCCGACUGGUAAAACGACCAUUGGCCGUCUGUACGCGAAGUUCCUAUAUUCCAUCGGAGUCCUUGGUUCAUGCCAUGUCAUAGAGACCUCAGGCGUUAAGCUAGCCUCUGAGGACCCCAAAUAG
This is a messenger RNA of Aspergillus chevalieri, 252 nucleotides long. RefSeq lists its product as uncharacterized. The record is from RefSeq and is a predicted model, not a curated record. Lineage: Eukaryota; Fungi; Ascomycota; Eurotiomycetes; Eurotiales; Aspergillaceae. The transcript has a single exon. The coding region runs from base 1 to 252 and encodes 83 amino acids.